Chinchilla lanigera (long-tailed chinchilla) is the source of this 1813-nucleotide messenger RNA. Its product is annotated as protein FAM228B. The record is from RefSeq and is a predicted model, not a curated record. NCBI's taxonomy places the organism in Eukaryota, Metazoa, Chordata, Mammalia, Rodentia, Chinchillidae. The coding region runs from base 117 to 1124 and encodes 335 amino acids. The transcript has 10 exons.
GCCCGGCGUGGCGCGGCGAGACAGAGACCCUGUUCCCGGGGACUGAGCCGAGGGCCGGGCCGCGGCGACCCGCGCCCUGCUCCGUUUUCCUAGGGGUCUUGUUACUUGUGACCACAAUGAAAAACGUAGACAAUGACGAUCUGGUAACUGGCACCCUUCCCAAGCUUAAGAACUCAAGAGAAUUGUUGGAGCCGCGGGCGCUUUCUUUUAUAGAGACCUUAGCUAAAGAAGAUACAGAUGAAGCUAUUCGAUUAAUAUUACAGAGAGAAAAUCAUGUAAUUAAGAACCUAGAUAGGUACUUAAAACAUCAUGACUUCAUGAGCACAAGAAGAAAGGAGAUGUUACACAGAAGAUGGGCUCACCUUGUGGCAGACCCUCUCCACAAGGAAAUUAUAGAAAAAGUCUGUUCAUAUAAGAAGAUUAAGGAAAGGAGACAAGAGGAAUUAGAUGGUUUUUUAAAAUAUGCCAAUAAAAAGGGAAAUGUUUUUAUGGAGCAUUAUGAUCCAAAAGAGUAUGAUCCUUUUUAUAUGAGGAAAGAAGACCCUAACCUCCUGAAGCUUAUCAUUCCACCAUUUCAUGACCCUUUGAGAAAAGCACAGUAUGACAAGGAUGAGGAGAAAAGAACUCUUCUUCAGUGUGAGACUGGCAAAAUAUAUACAAUGAAAGAAUUUAAAGAGAUUGAGAAGGCCCAACUACAUUCCAGAUUCCCAAGAAUUUCUAGUUCAAGGCAUUCUGUGACUCCAAAUGAAUGGCUUAAACUGCCUACAAGAUACAUAGAAAGUGAAUUUUGUAAAAGAAGCAGGUUAAAAGUGAAAGUGAACUUCAAUGAUAGUAGUUUUGAUUUGAAACCCUUGCCUAGAGUUCCUUGUCUUCUGGAAUCCCAGGAAGCAGGAAAAGCAGUUAUUUGCAAAGACAAUGGGCCAUCCUUUUUGGAGAAGGAACCUCUCUGUUAUCAGGAAGGAGAGAACCCCGGUCCCAAAGAUGCCAACUCUGAAGAGCACUUGUCUUCACUGGACCUCAGCGGGAAGGAGAAAGGGCCGAAACCCAGGUUACGGCACUUUCCCGUCAUCUUCAGAGAGGAUUCCUUUGCUUGGGAUUUCUCUCCUUUUUAUGCUCCUACAUAAGUUCCUUUCCAGCUGUUGCUUCCGGCUGCCUGUGGUCCGUGCCUCUGGUGGAAUCCCCAAGUCUCCCUGCGCGGGGACCCCCUUGCUCCUGCAGGCAGAUAGAAGGAAUCAGGACUGGAUUAAUUUUCUCAACACAGGCCCUUGUCGCCUAUCUGCAGGAUCUUUCUUCACAGCAUCCCCUAGCCUGCUGCCAGGGGCCCUUCUGGGCAGCCCUUAGCCUUAGUUUUUAAAGGGGUGGGUCUGACUUCAGGUCUCUGCGCAGCUGUAAUCCCAGGCAGAGGAAGUUUGGAUUCUUCCUUCCCUUCCCUUUGGUGGUGAUGGGGGGAGGGUCUCACAAAACAUUGACUUGGCAAAAAGAAAACAUACAAAAUCCCUCUUGUUCCUUUAAACUCCCAACCUUUUUAUAGUCCUACAUAAAUGUGUGGUUAAAAAUCACAAAAAUCAGCUUGCAAUUGGCCCUCCUCUUUGCAAUUCCUGAAGACUUGCAAGUCCUCCAGCGCUCACUUUGGAACAUACUAUCUGUUGGCUAAGUGUGAGCAGGUGGAUGUACACAGUCCACAGGUCGGGGCAGGCUGGAGUUGAGCAGUGUAUCUCAGUCAUCCUUGUGUAGAUGCAGGUUGGAAAUAUGAGAUCACUUGGGUGUGAGUAUCAGGAAGACUGACUGCGGGGUCCUGCAAACUCCAAGGAGG